Solanum dulcamara is the source of this 1269-nucleotide messenger RNA. RefSeq lists its product as uncharacterized. The record is from RefSeq and is a predicted model, not a curated record. NCBI's taxonomy places the organism in Eukaryota, Viridiplantae, Streptophyta, Magnoliopsida, Solanales, Solanaceae. The transcript has a single exon. Bases 111 to 1103 code for a protein of 330 amino acids.
AUGUAUCGUCUUUGUUCUCUUAGCAGAUAAGCAUAAUUUCUUGCACCUACCUCCAUCUUCUCUGUUCUUCUUCUCUGGUCAAAAAGAUCCAAAUUUGAACCAAGAAAACCAUGGAUCUGGCACCAGAACACCUCCAAAACUUGAGUUUAGCUUCAAUUUUCAAAGAAUCACUUUCCAUCCCAAAGAGAUCUCCACAAACUUUUUACAGAAUCACUUUUAGCUUAAUCCUGCCACUCUCUUUUGCAAUCUUAGCCCAUUCCUUCUUCACCCAUCCAAUUCUUUCUCAACUCCAUGAAAACCCAAGUGCUUCUCAUGCUUCUCAAUGGACCAAACUCCUUUUCUACCAAUUCUGCUACUUGGUUUUCCUCUUGGCCUUCUCCCUCCUCUCAACCUCUGCUGUUGUUUUCACUGUCGCUUCUCUUUACACUUCAAAGCAAGUAUCUUUCGCCUCAAUAAUCACUGCUAUGCCUAGUAUCUUGAGGCGCCUCUUCAUUACUUUCAUAUGGGUUUUCCUUUCCAUGCUUGUUUACAACGCUGUCUUGUCCUUUUUCAUUGUUCUUAUGUUGAUUGCCUUUGAGAGCAAAAGCAAGAACAGUGUUGCUCUGUUUUUAGUCUCUGUUUUUGUCCUCUCUGUUUUCUUCCUUGUUGUUCAUGUCUACUUAAGUGCCUUAUGGCAUCUUGCUAGUGUGAUUACUGUUCUUGAGCCAAUUCAAGGCCUUGCUGCUUUAAACAAAAGCUAUGAGUUGUUAAAAGGGAAAAUUAGGAUGGCGGCUGUGUUGGUUUUGGGGUACUUGGUGAUUUUUGGUGUGAUUAGUAGUGCUUUUGGUUCAAUUGUGGUGGAUGGCGGUGGGUACAAUGUUUUUGCUAGAAUUGUGAUUGGAGGGAUCUUGAUUGGUGUGCUUGUGGUUGUGAUUUUGGUGGGGCUUUUGGUGCAAAGCUUGUUUUACUAUGUAUGCAAGAGUUAUCAUAAUGAGAGGAUUGAUAAGAGUGCUUUGUAUAAUCAUCUUGGUGGGUAUUUGGGUGAGUAUUAUGAACCUCUUAAAGGGAACAUGCAAAUUGAUGAUAGCUUGGAGGUGGAGAUGAAAGGUGGAGAGGCUGCUUGAUGCUUGUUGAGUUUUGCUGUAAUUGUGUUGAGAUAAAGAGUAAAAUUAAUAAAGCUUAGCACUUCAUUUCCUUUUUUUAUGUUGAGUCAUAUGUGUUUGUAAUGAAAUGCAAUUGUAAUGGAAGCGACGAUUACUGUAAAUCAGUGUAUAUAACUUUAACUACGAA